Molecule: messenger RNA, 899 nt
Organism: Trifolium pratense (red clover)
Lineage: Eukaryota; Viridiplantae; Streptophyta; Magnoliopsida; Fabales; Fabaceae
Product: agamous-like MADS-box protein MADS9
Exons: 7
Coding region: 121-666 (181 amino acids)
Biological process (GO): positive regulation of transcription by RNA polymerase II
Cellular component (GO): nucleus
Molecular function (GO): DNA-binding transcription factor activity, RNA polymerase II-specific; RNA polymerase II cis-regulatory region sequence-specific DNA binding; protein dimerization activity
Source: RefSeq, a predicted model, not a curated record
AGAAAGUUACUCAUCACCAAACCUAAAAUAGAACAGUCAUCUAUUACUUUUCUUUCUUUCUAUAAACUCUCUAUAAGCUAAGAUAUUAUUUCAAAGAACACAAACAAAGAGAAGAAAAAAAUGGGAAGAGGUAAGAUUGAGAUCAAAAGAAUUGAAAACUCAAGCAACAGACAAGUUACUUAUUCAAAGAGAAAGAAUGGAAUCCUUAAGAAAGCAAAGGAAAUAAGUGUUCUUUGUGAUGCUCAAGUUUCUCUUAUUCUCUUUGGUGCUUCUGGCAAGAUGCAUGAAUACAUCAGUCCUUCCACCACGUUGAUUGAUGUUCUAGAUAGAUACCAGAGAGCUUCUGGAAAAACUCUUUGGGAUGCUAAGCAUGAGAACAUUAGCAAUGAAAUUGAUAGAAUCAAAAAGGAGAAUGACAGCAUGCAGAUUGAGCUCAGGCACUUGAAGGGAGAGGACAUUACUUCACUGAAUUACAAAGAGCUUAUGUCUCUUGAGGAAGCCCUUGAAAAUGGACUCACUGGUGUCCGUGACAAAAAGACGGAAGUGCAUAGGAUGUACAAGAGAAAUAGCAAGAUUUUGGAGGAUGAAAAUAAGGAGCUCAAUUUUCUUCUGCAACAACAUAUGGCACUGGAAGGUGUAGGAAACAUGCAUGGACAAUGGAUUUAACCGCAUCAUAAGUGAUUUAAUUUGCACAAUAUGUCAUUUGAUUUUCAAAUUAAUGCUGCCUAAAUAUCCAUUAAUCUUCUACAAAGAAUGUAUGUUGAAUUAAUGGUUGCUACUAUAUGUCUAAUAUAUACACGUACUGUACUCUUAAGUCUUGGAUUGUGAACUUAAGUUUAAUUGGCAUUUCUGAUUUCAUUGUUGUUUGUUAAUUAGAUAUAUCAUUGGAGACCGUAAAG